Mytilus californianus (California mussel) is the source of this 2875-nucleotide messenger RNA. Its product is annotated as cilia- and flagella-associated protein 45-like. Lineage: Eukaryota; Metazoa; Mollusca; Bivalvia; Mytilida; Mytilidae. The record is from RefSeq and is a predicted model, not a curated record. The transcript is spliced from 10 exons. Bases 93 to 1769 code for a protein of 558 amino acids.
GUUUAGAGUUUCCAUAACUACACGUUGUAAAUACAUGUCUGCUGCUUGUUUAUGCAUUAACUGUUUCUAGUACUUUACAACAAAAUAUCAACAUGCCUGGCAGCGCAAUAUCAGCUGUUGGGAGCCAUUCUUCGGCCUCCUCAGCAUCAAGACGUGCAAAAACAAAGAAUUACAGAGUAGUUAGCAACACAUCACAAGUCGAUGAAAAUUUAUUUGGAAAACCAACCCAUGUUGAGAAAAGACAAGAGAUGUUAGAACAGAAAUGGACAAAUGAUGAUCUAUCAAUCGAACAGCUAGCCAGGGAUAGAAGUGCAAAACGUAAAAGUAAAGGAAAGAAAAACAAAAACAAAGAAACAGUCCAAGUCAUCACAAAAGAUUUGAUUAGAAAUUUAAUAGUUCCAACAGAAGAUCCAUCAGGACAGAGUAUUGUACUACCAAGAUAUGAAUUUCAUAGAAUUGUUAACUGUGCUCAAACCUUAACCAAAGAACAAAGGUUGGCACAACUUGAACAAAUCAAGAGAGAGAAAGAGGCAGCUAUGGAAGCUAGUCAACAACGUAAAGCUUUAUUCAAGCAGCUUGACAUGGACAGGAGGAAAAAUGAAAAACUGAAUGACCUUGAAGAAGAGGCAAAAGAAAAUGCCGAACAUUUAUUAUCUAAGGCCAAUGAAAUGAGACAAGAACAAGAAGAUGAAAUUAAACAUCUAAAUGAGCUAAUUUUGAAUGCUAAAUGCCAUGCAAUUAGAGAUGCACAAAUACUAGAAAAGAGGCAGAUUUCAGGUGAAAUGACUGAGGAAGAGAAAAGGUUGGAUGUGAUGAUGGAGGUUGAUCGACAGAAUGCCAUCAAAAUACAAGAAGAAAUUGAGAAACGAAGGAAAGAAGAGAGAUUAAUGGGUGCUGCCAAAUUAUUAGACCAAAUUCAAGAAAAUGAACAAGAGAGACUUUUUGAUCUGGAACGUAAAGACCAGGAAAAUAUUCAGAUGCAGAAAUACAUAGAAAAAAUGAUGGAUGAAGACAGAGUUGGUUUAGAAAAGAAGAAAGUAGAACAGACACAGCUUAGGGAAGAUUUGAACAAGGCUAAUGCAGAUCAAUUGAAACGAAAAGUCAUAAAGCAAGAACAAGAGAAAGUGGAAGAACAGAAAGUAAUCGAGUACAUGAAACAGAAAGCAGAAAGAGAAGCUGCCUAUGAGAAAGAACAGGAAAGGAUCAGAGUGGAAAAAGAAAGGGAAACUGCAAGAUUACGAGCCAUGCAAGAAAGAGCACGGGAUGAGCAAGCAGAACGGGAUGCUCUCAGAGCUAAACGUGCACAAGAAAAGACAGAAAGAGAGUGGCGUAAAAAAGAAGCAGAGGAAACAAAGAAGAAGGCAGUAACAGAAGCUAUGUUGAUCCAGGCCAGAUCCAAUCAGAUGUCACAGAAAGAACAUUUCAUGGCAGUUCAAGCCCAGAGGGAAAGAGCUGAAUUUGAAAGGGUUCUUAGGGCACAAAAAGAAUUGGUUGAAAAAGAACGACGGGAAGAACAAGAGGCCACUAAGAAGCGUCAUACUCAUGCUGAUGAUGUCAGAACCCAGAUUCGCCAGAAAGAGGCUCUUAGGGUAAUGGAAAGAAACCAGUUCUUCGAAGAAGGAGUCAAGCUUGACGAGGAGGCAAGACAUCGUAGACUGAAACUGGAAGAUGUUAAAAAGAAGAAAUUGAAUGAAUUAAGAGCUGCUGGAAUACCGGAGAGAUAUGUAUCGCACGUUGCACACAAAGUCAAUGUGGUUACAACUGCAUAAAUGCUGGAAUACCCGAGAAGUAUUUGGCUCAAGUGGAAAGAAAAAUAGCCCAGCCUCAACACAUCAGUACAUAAUCAUAAAAUGACACAAAAAACAUUGACUUGUUCAAGUAUGGAGGGAAUAUAACCUCAUUUGUUGAAAGAAAGAAAAUAAUGGAAUUUUACAUCAUCUGAUCUGAAAGAGAUUUUCACAUAUCUUAUUUUAUGAAACACAAAUUGAAAAUUUGUAUAUUAUAUGUCUUAUUUUUAAAUUUCUUGAUAAUUUUAUACAGGAAAGAGGAUUUAAUUUUUGAUUUUAAUAUUACAGCUUUUAUUUCAUAAAAUCAUGGAUUAAAGGAUAAAUAUUUGAAAUUUAAAAUGCAGAAAUUUUAGAAAAUUGUUUUUUUUGUUUCAUGAUUUAUUACAAUUACAUGUAUGUAUAUGUAUGUAAAAAUGUUUAGUUUAUUAAUUUACACUUUUUAUGGUACUUUUCACUGGUUCCUUUGGCCAUUCAAAUCAAAUAUUUUGAUUGGCUGUUGUAUAAAAAAAGACUCUGCUCUUGUGACUAACUAUGGUACUGGAGUUUUUCAUGAAGGAUAAAUAUUUUCUUAGAAUUAUUAAUUCCCAUUAUCAGUGGGUACGUAUUUUCUUUGUUUUAUUAUUAACCAGUAAAAGAAAACUAGAAAACAUUUUAUUUCAGGCUGUUAUUUUUUUAUUUCACAGAAAUAUUAAAUCUUAAAAGAGUAAAUCUCAAAGAAGAAAAAAUAAUGCCCAGAAAUGAUUUUAACAGUAUUUAUUGAAACAAUUGUGAUGUUAUUUUUAUUUUUGUAUGCGAGUCUGUGAUAUUUUAUUAGUAAAUUUAAAUGUAAACUGUCAGAUAUAGUGUAUGUGGUUUAGAAAUAUAAUAUUUAUACAUAUUGUUUCGAAGAAUAAAAAUCAUGCGACUAAUUUUGUGAUAUCUAAGUGCUAACAAUUGUCCCUAAGGAAAAAAAGAUAUUGCAGUAAAUGCACUGAAUUUUUUUCACUGCCAACAUGAUGAAGAGGAUGACUAGCAUGAUUUUUUUAUAUUGAUUUGGGAAUAUCUGUUCUGUAUUCUUUCAGUUGAAAUUAAAAAUCUUUUAAAAAUGA